Molecule: messenger RNA, 795 nt
Organism: Echinops telfairi (small Madagascar hedgehog)
Lineage: Eukaryota; Metazoa; Chordata; Mammalia; Afrosoricida; Tenrecidae
Gene: ACER1
Product: alkaline ceramidase 1
Exons: 6
Coding region: 1-795 (264 amino acids)
Biological process (GO): ceramide metabolic process
Cellular component (GO): membrane
Molecular function (GO): hydrolase activity, acting on carbon-nitrogen (but not peptide) bonds, in linear amides
Source: RefSeq, a predicted model, not a curated record
AUGCCCAGCAUCUUCGCCUACCAGAGCUCGGAAGUGGACUGGUGUGAGAUCAACUUCCAGUACUCAGAGCUAGUGGCUGAGUUCUACAACACGAUCAGCAAUGUCACCUUCCUCAUCCUCGGGCCACUCAUGAUGUUCCUGAUGCACCCUUACGCCAAACAGCGCACUCUUUACGUUCACUGCAUUUGGAUCCUCUUUGUGGUCAUUGGCCUGUUCUCCACGUACUUCCACAUGACCCUGAGCUUCCUGGGGCAGCUGCUGGAUGAGCUCUCCAUCCUGUGGCUGCUGGCCAGUGGCUACUGCAUCUGGAUGCCACGCUGCUACUACCCGGCCUUCAUUCGGAAGAACAGGACCCACUUCACCUGCCUCGUCAUCCUCAUCACGGUGGUCAGCAGCUUCCUGUCCUUCCUGCGGCCCACGGUCAACGCCUACGCCCUCAACAGCAUCGCCUUCCACAUCCUCUACAUCGUAGUGCGGGAGUACAGGAAGAGCAACAGCAGGGAGCUGCGGCACAUUCUCCAGGUCAGCACGGUCCUGUGGGCGAUCUCCCUGACCAGCUGGCUCAGCGACCGGCUGCUCUGUAGCUUCUGGCAGAGAAUACAUUUCUCUUACCUCCACAGCAUCUGGCAUGUGCUCAUCUGCUUCACCUUCCCCUAUGGCACCAUGGCCAUGGUCUUGGUGGAUGCCAACUAUGAAUUGCCAGGCCAGACACUCAAAAUCCACUACUGGCCUCGGGACACAUGGCCCGUGGGGAUACCCUAUGUGGAAAUCAGGAAUGAUGACAAGAACUGCUGA